Messenger RNA from Zychaea mexicana, 1940 nucleotides. RefSeq lists its product as uncharacterized. NCBI's taxonomy places the organism in Eukaryota, Fungi, Mucoromycota, Mucoromycetes, Mucorales, Lichtheimiaceae. The transcript is spliced from 13 exons. Bases 122 to 1849 code for a protein of 575 amino acids. Gene Ontology annotation, molecular function: zinc ion binding. The record is from RefSeq and is a predicted model, not a curated record.
UUUGCUUUCUUUUUUAUUUUGAGCUUCUUGAUCACUGUCUCGCUCACCCACUGUACACGCUGUACGAAAAUCCCCUACACAGCUAUUUUCCCCUUCCUUUGACCCACAUGAUCUUUCAAGGAUGCCGAUUCAAGCACCUGUUGCCGAGCAAACAGCAGCGACAACCGCGAAUCGAUACUCUGAAACCCACUCAAUCAACAACGGCAGUUCCACGUUGAAAAAAAUCAAAGUUGAAUCGACAAACGACACCAACGAAGGCCAAAAUGCUGAAGGGCCGAACGCUUUAACGAAAAACGAAGACUAUCAAAGCACAUUGAAUGCUUUGAAUCUCCUACACCACCAGUUGAAAAAAGCAACUAAAGAUAUUGAAACGCUUAACAAAUUGAAAAGAGAAGCGCUCGAUAAUCCAUAUGACUUUUUGGUCGAUCUCAAAGAAAAGAAAUCAUCUAAACGUCGCGUACCAAAACUACAAAAAAUCGCAUCCGUCCCUACUAUUGACUGGUCCAAAUAUCGAUUUCUGCCUGACAGUCGUAUUGCAGAACAAACUGCAUAUCUCGCUGCUUUGGCACAAAAUAUCAACAAACCAUCACCAGCAUAUCGGAAUAUCUUGGAUCAUGCCGGUCCAUUUUAUCGACAAGAACCAAAUUCACCAUCCGGUACAGUGAGCUAUUUACAACGAGAGACAGCAAGAGUGGCUCGUACAGUUAGAGAACUACCGUCAAGGGCAGGAUCGGUUUCUGAUGGAUCUGAUCGAGAAUCGGAUGAUGAAGGACCCAAAAACAAUUCUGGCGCUGUUGGACAAGGUAAAGGAAAACGAAGGACAUCAGUAGCACAGGGUGGCACAAUCACACCUAGCGAACCAGCAGAAAGUGUAGCCAUCAUGUGGAGACCAAGUCAAAGCGCUACUCCACGACUUCCCUUGCCUACGAAUGAUUCGGAUGGGAUCGAUGAGAUGCUGCUGGAACAUGAUAUGGAGCUGGAAACCAGGGCUCCGACAUAUAAUCAACCAUGGUCCGAUGAGGAACAGCGUCGAUUGGAGGAACUACUAGAAAUCUAUCCUGAUGAACAGGUGCAGGCUCAACGGUUCAACAAGAUAUCGAAGGCACUAGGGACACGGUCGGCAAGACAGGUGGCGAGUCGUGUUCAAAAAUACUUUAUAAAACUAGCCAAAUUAGGUUUACCUGUUCCUGGGAGAGUUUCUAUUCCACCAUCUUCAACAACCAAACAUUCGCGAGGUGGUGGCAACAGGCGGGGUAAAAUUUCCAAAGUGAAAUCGAGAGGUGGCUCCUCUAGUGCUAGUAGUAAUAGUACUGCCAAUACUGCUGCCGCUUCCGCUGCUUCUGUAGCAAGGACCGCAAAACCAGCAAUGCGAACUUCCGGUGCGGGAUAUAACACUAUGGUCUCUGGGGGUAUCACGAACACUAGAAUUUCAGGAGCGCAUUAUUUGACCACGCAUGGACCACCUUCUGCUCUGAUGUCUGAUGAUGAAGAUAGCGAUGUAAAACAAGCGAUGCUGAACGCUACUAAUCCAAAAGCGGCAAUUCAGCAAGUGGAAGGCACGGGUGGCGAUCCAUUAUCCAGUGCAUCGAUUAUACAUGAAGGAUAUGCUUGUGAUGGAUGUGGUACGGAACCGAUUGUGGGCGUACGGUACAAGUGCACAGUUUGCGAUGUCAGUGAAGAGAUUGAUCUCUGUAGCAAAUGUAUGGCAGCAGGCACUUUCCAAAACGAUCACCAUACACCGGAUCAUCCUUUUGAGGCUAUCCAUGUAGCCAAUCCGCUUCCGUACUAUGCUGAUAAUGAUUAUGCCCCGAACGAAUAUUUGGGCGAAUACAGUUAUCUUGGCCUCUAGUACCAUCAGCAAUAGUAAUACUAGUAAUUGUGUUGCAUAUAUGUAUAUAUUGUGUAGAAUAAUAGUAGCUUAUAAAAAUGACAUAUUCAGG